AUGGAUGAUGCUCUUAACGACCCUUUUGUAACCAAGGAUGAGGAGCCAGGCACUUACAGACCUUAUGAACUUGGCCAGGAAAUGGGAGUGUGGGUGAACAACUCUGAUGGCGUGACUCCUGCUGUUGGGCAGGCCUGGCCUCCUGGAUAUUCCGUGUUUCCUGACUUCACCAACCCCAGGACAGUGGAAUGGUGGACCACGUUGUGUCUGGAGUUUAAGGAUGUUCUUGACUACGAUGGCAUCUGGAUUGAUAUGAAUGAGCCAUCCAAUUUCAUGAGAGGCCAGCUACCUGGAUGUGCUGAUACUGAAAUCAAUAACCCUCCUUACACUCCUAGCAUCACUGAUCGUUCUCUGGCGGAAAAGACACUGUGUCCUGACUCCAAGACUUACCUUGGAGACCACUACAACACACACUCUCUCUUUGGCUGGUCCCAGACAGAACCAACUUUCAAUGUUGUCCAGCAGGCUACUGGCAAGCGGGCAUUUGUCUUGGCUCGGUCCACGUUUGUUGGCAGUGGGAAGCACGGUGGUCACUGGCUUGGUGACAACUUCUCCCUGUGGAAGGACCUGCACCACUCAAUCAUUGGAAUCCUGGAAUUCAACCUCUUUGGCAUUCCCUAUGUUGGUGCUGAUAUCUGUGGGUUUAACUACAACACUACCUACGAACUCUGCCUGCGUUGGAUGCAGCUUGGCUCUUUCUAUCCAUUUUCCAGAAAUCACAAUUCAAUUGAAAACAUAGAACAAGACCCAGCUGUGUUUGGAGAUACUUUUGCCGAGAUAUCUCGUGAUACUCUUCGGAUCAGAUACUCUCUGCUGCCAUACUUAUACACCCUGUUCUACGAGUCUCAUGUGUACGGAGGCACAGUGGUGCGGUCACUGAUGCACGAAUUUACCUCUGAUCAGGAGACUCAUGGAAUAGAUACUGCCUUCCUUUGGGGACCGGCCUUUAUGAUUGCUCCAGUUCUUGAAGAGGGAGCAAGAUCUGUGAGUGUAUACUUCCCUGAAGCACAGUGGUUCGACUACUAUACCGGUUUAGAAGUGCCAAGUGCCUGGAAGAAGACCUACACUACUGUGUCUGCCCCACUGAACAAGAUCCCUCUGUACAUCCGUGGAGGGUACAUUCUGCCACAGCAGGCACCAGCCACAACCACUACUGAGAGCCGCCUGAACCCAUUUGGACUCAUUAUUGCCCUGGAUGAAGAAGGACAAGCCUCUGGAUCUCUCUUCUGGGAUGAUGGUGAUUCCAUUGAUACUAUUGAAAAAGAGAACUACUUCUUGGCUAAAUACACAUUCAGCAAUGGAAGCCUGAAAACAGAAAUAGUUAAAAAUGGCUACGCUGGAGCUGAAACUCUGAAGUACAACAAGAUUACCAUUCUUGGCCUGAAACAGAGACCUCAAGCUGUGUCUCUGAAUGGAAGAUCCAUCCAUGGAGAUGCUGUGUCUUAUGAGAUCAGUGGGAAGCUGGUUUUGCGGAUUUCCGCUCCACUUACUCAGGAGCUCAACGUUAAGUUAUACUAGAAUGGUCAGAACACACUGACUUAAUUUAGCAUCCUUAGCCCUUUGAUUUAUCCCACUUUGAUUUUAAUGUAAAAAAAAAAAAAAAUAGUCAUUAAAACAUUGCAUGUGAA
Messenger RNA from Taeniopygia guttata (zebra finch), 1628 nucleotides. Lineage: Eukaryota; Metazoa; Chordata; Aves; Passeriformes; Estrildidae. The record is from RefSeq and is a predicted model, not a curated record.